UAUAAUUAAUAUUAUUAUAUGGUAUUAUUAGUAUUAUAUUGUAUGAAAUGAUAAUAUUAUUAUCAAUAUCAUAUGUAUAUACAAUAUAUUAUAUUAUUAAAACUGAUAUAAAAAUAUUAUAUUAUAAUUGAGGGCGGGGGCCAGGUAAAUUACCUUGGAGGGCCACAUCCGGCCCCCGGGCCUUAGUUUGGGGACCCCUGCCCUAAAUCCCCGCAGGAUCUUCAGUUGGUCAAGGGACUCCUCUGUGCCAAGUCUUGUAUAGCAUUAUGUUAUUUCACUGUUUUAAUGUUUUAUUUAUUGUAUUACUGUGUAUUGGCAUUAAUUGCCCGUUUUGUAAGCCGCCCUGAGUCCAACGGGUGAGAAGCGCAGGGUAGAAAUAAUGUCAAUAAAUAAAAUAAGUCCAGUCCCAGUCCAUUGCCAGAGGGGGUCACAGAGUCAGGGAAGGUACUGCAAGUCCCGUCAUCCGUGGCCAGUGUGGUCCAGAUGUAUUUUUGGUUGGGUUCACAGUACUGUCUGGAUGUCGGUCAAGUACAACUCUUGUCAAGCAUGGUGUGAAUUCUCCCCAAACUUCUCUAGUGUGUUCUGUUGCUGAUCAGUUCCUCUGUGUACUGUGUGCCAUAGGAAAGGGUAGGAAAGGGUCAAGGGAGAGGCGGUGGGCGGGGUCAUGCAAAUCAAGGAAGCCUGGGGUGUCCAUUCUGGAGGAGAAACAACAUCUAGGAGGAAAUAGUCCCCACAUGAAAGCCUUCCUUCCCUUGGGUGGGGGGCAGGAUGGUGUCUGUGGGGGACACGGGCAGGGUCUGGGCUGCAUGUUCGUGGCACUCGCUAUAACCCGUAAAGUCAGGUGAGGAAGUGACGUGGUGGCUCCACUGCAUUGGGAACUAUAGCCUGUUUGUGGAGGCCGGAGGGAGGCUGUCUGUGUGAGCAGACACUUGUGCCACAUACACACAAACAGAUUUUCACUUUUAUUAUCUGGAUAGAUAGAUAGAUAGAUAGAUGAAGAAGAUAUGCACAAUAUAAAGGUGUACCUGUCCCUAUCCUGAAUAAAUGUCCGUAUUCAUGUAGGUUUCAAAUCGGAGACUUCAAUCUCCUCAAAAUAAACACAAUAGUCCAAUAUAUGAUGAUUUAAAAGUCACUUCUACAUAUCCUGAAGGACCAUCUGUGGCAUCCGAGUUUGUGGUGGUGUCAUAUCCGGGUUUGUGGUGGUGUUCUGCAUGGUGACCAGGGCACAACAAGGUAUCCCAGGUGUAUUCCUUGUUUCGGUGUUUGGAACACCUUCUUCAGGUGAUUGAUUCUUCUCAGUAUGGGAUAAGUUUCUGGCACUAUAUUUCCAUGUGUAAAAAAGAACAACAACAUACAUAAAAUAGAUAUGCUACUGUAGUAACAUUAAAUCAAUGCAUAACCUUAUACACAAUAAUCACAGUAAUGUUCUCUUGACUUACAUUUCACUAGGCAAUCACUGGCUUUGCUGCAGGAUAUUCUAUAACGAACAAUUGCUCAUAAUCCUCGUAGUCCUUAAAUACAUGUUGCAAGUAGCAAGUGAAAUCGAGUUUGCCGUUCAGGGCCUGUCUGCCAAGUGUGGUCCAGAUCUGACCUCAGCUGGGUUCACUGCUUUCUGGCUGCAGGUGAACUAUAACUCCCAAAACCAAGGCCCAUUCCCACUGACCCCUGCAGUAUCUUCAGUUGGUCAAGGGGCUUCUUUGUGGCAAGUUUAGUCGGUUGUUGGUGGGGGUCACGGUAUCAGUGAAGGUACUGCAAGUCCCAUCAUCCGUGGCAAGUGUGGUCCAGAUCUAUCCUUGGUGGGAUUCACAGUCCUCUCUGGAUGCAGUUCAAGUACAACUCCUAUAAAUUAUGGUGUAAAUUCUCCCCAAACCUCCUGUUCCUCUGUUUGUGCCAUAGGAAAGGAUAGAAAAGGGUUGAGGGAGAGGCAGUGGGCGGGGUCAUGCAAAGUAAGGAACCCUGGGAUGUCCAUUCUGGAGGAGAAACAGAACAUCUAGGGUGAAACGGUCCCCACACGAAAGCCUUCCUUCCCUUGGGUGGGGGGCAGGAUGGGGUCUGUGGGGGACACGGGCAGGGUCUGGGCUUCGUGUUCAUGGCGCUCCCUGUAACCUGCGUGUCAGUGGGGGAGGGCCGGGGUGUCUCCUGCUCAGUGGGAACUAGAGCUCUUUCUGGAGGCCGGAGGGAGGCUGUCUGUGUAAGUGGAUACCUCAGCCACAUAUACACUCACACAUUUUCCCCUUUUAGUACCUGUAUAGAUCUCUCUCUCUCUCUCUCUCUCUCUCUCUCUCUCUCUCUCUCUCUCUCUCUCUCUUGGGGGGGAGGGGCUGGGCGUAAUGGAGGGCUCCCAAGACAGGCCUCAGCCAUCCUCCCUGUUGACGCCUCUCCUCAAUUCUGGCCAAUCGGCUCUCUGGUCUGUGGAGGUCCUUUGGGGCCCUGGUCCUGCCGUCUUUCUUUCUUUCCUUCCUUCGGGGCUACAGGCCACCCCUCCCCUCCCAAUAUUUAUGUAUUUAUCGUGUCAGAAGCGAACCGAGGGUACAAGUGGUCAUGGAUUUAAAAACACAAAGUAAACAAAACCUUGGCCUUCUACUAAAUGUCCUUUGACCAGAACCUGGCCCCUUGGAGUGAGUGCCUCUGGUGUGGCUGUGAGAAGGCCCUCCCUUGUGCAUGUGGUGGGGCUCAGGCCGUGUUGUAGUCAGUGGCCCGUGGUUUGCUCUCUUCCACAUUCGCAUGUCGUGGACUCCACUAUGAGGCCCCAUUUCUGAAGGUUGGCUCUGCGUCUCGUGGUGCCAGAGCGCAGUCUGUUCAGCGCCUUCUGAGUCUCUCCGUCUUGUGUGUGCCCAGGGGGAGUCUCCCAUUCAGUAUCAGCCAUGGUUUUACCCUGCCACUUUUGAACUCUUGCUUGCUGAGGUGUUCCUGCGAGUAUCUCUGUAGAUCUUAGGAAGCUAUUUCUUCAUUUAAGGCCUUGGCGUACUGACUGAUAUCUGAACAGAGGAUGGGCCAGAGAUGUCACUGCCUUGGUCCUUUCAUUAUUGGCUGCUACUUCCCAGCAGAUGUCAGGUGGUGCAAUACCGGAUGAACAGUAUAUUUUCUCCAGCGAUGUGAGGCGUAGACACCCUGUGUUCAUGCGGCAUGUUUCAUUAAGAGCCACAUCCCCUCUGUUAACGUGGUGAGAUGCAUUCCACGCUGGGCAUGCGUACUCAGCCGCAGAGUAGCCAAGCGCAAGGGCAGAUGUCUUCACUGUGCCUGGUUGUGAUCCCCAGGGUGUGCCAGUCCUCUUUCGUAGGAUGUUAUUUGUUGCUUGAUAGCCAAGCAGUGCUUCUUGUGGGUCAGAGGUGACUCCCAGAUAUGUUGUUGUGUGGCAGUGCUCCAGUGGGAUUCCCUCCCGGGUCAUCCUCAGAGCCCAACUUGCAGCAUGCAACCAGCCCCUCCCGAUGGGAAUCAGGGGAUCCUAGAGUGGGGAGGAACCCACAGAAGGGCCACCCUGCCCGGACCCCUCCUUUCUUUCUUUCAUGCAGGAAGGGAGGAGAAACACCACGAAAGCAGCCCCAACAGAUGGCCACCCAACCACUGCUUAAGAACCUCCAAAGAAGGAGCCUCCCACCACUGAGCAGCCCUUCCUGAGGUUCAGGUGGAUCUCCUUCCCUGUCCUUGGAACCCACGGCUCCGCUGAGGCCUCGUCUCCAGGGCAGCAGAAAGGAAGCCCCCUCCCUCUUCCUUGGGGCCGCCUUCCCCAUGUAUGCAUGUGGCUCCUCUCCAGCCCCCUCCUCUCGGUCUUCUUUUCCGGGGACUCAACAGACCCCGCUUCUCUUUUGGCCAGUGGUUCUCAACCUUCCUGAUGCCACGACCCCUUAAUACAGUAGUUCCUCAUGUUGUGGUGACCCCAACCAUAACAUUAUUUUCAUUGCCCCUUCAUAAAUGUCAUUUUGCUACUGUUGUGAAUCGUAAUGUAAAUAUCUGAUAUGCAGGAUGUAUUCUCAUUCACUCGACCAAAUAUGGCACAAAUACCCAAAGCGCUCCAAUUUAAAUACUGGUGGGGUUGCAGGUGUGGGAUUGAUUUGUCAUUUGGGAGUCGUAGUCGCUGGGAUUUAUAGUUCACCUACAAUCAAAUAGCAUUCUGAACUCCACCAACUAUGGAGUUGGACCAAACUUGGCACACAGAACUCCCAUGACCAACAGGAGAUGCUGGAAGGGUUUGGUGGGCCUUGACCUUGCGUUUGGGAGUUGUAGUUCACCUGCAUCCAGAGAACAUUGUCGAUUCCAAAUAAUGAUGGAUCUGGACACCCUGGAAGUGUCUCCUGAUGUGAGGAAAUGGGCCGCCUGCCUGCAAGGAGGGUGCCCAGGGGAGGGUGUCCGGAUGUUGGGUGUUGAGUGAGGAAGGUCCCCAAGAAUUGGGGGUGGACCUGGAGCUGACUUAUAAUAUUAUAAUAAUGACAUACAAUAAUAGUAUUAUAAUAAUGAUGAUGAUGAUGUUAUAAUAUGGUAUUAUAACUGAUAUAAUGUAAUAAUAGUAAUAAUAUAAGCUCUUCUCUCCCUUCCUUCCUGCAAAGAGAUUUUUGGUUGUGUCUCUCUUUAUCACCCUCUUUAAACCCCAGUCUCUCAUUUCCAUUCUCCCUCUUUUUUAGAAACUCUUCCGUCUUAAUUCUUUUAAAACAUUUAUUGCGGAAUUUUCUAAUGUUAAUACUGGUGUUAAAGGAGAUAAUAAUAAUCCCUAGCCUCAGUUUUAUUUUGCGUUCUUUCCAAAUUUCCAAAAGCUUUUUAAUAACUAACUGGGGCUGGUUACAGGGACCAUCCCGCGCCCCUAUUCAGACAGCUCCACUGGCUUCCAACAAGUUUCCGCGCCCAAUUCAAGGUGCAGGUGGUUACCUAGAAAGCCCUAUACAUUUGGGGUCCAACCUCUCUUCAGGACCGCAUCUCCUUUUAUGAACGGUCGCAAACUUUAAGAUCUGCCAGGGAGGCAGAUUACCGUCCGGUCAGCCUCACAUCGAUACCAGGCAAGAUUCUGGAAAUGAUCAUUAAGGAAGUGGUCUGCAAACACUUAGAAACAAAUGCGGUCAUUGCUAAUACUCACCAUGGAUUUACCAAAAACAAGUCAUGCCAGACUAAUCUGAUCUCUUUUUUCGAUAGAGUUACGAGUUGGGUCGAUACAGGGAAUGCCGUGGAUGUAGCGUACCUGGAUUUCAGUAAGGCCUUCGACAAAGUCCCCCACGACCUUCUGGCAAACAAACUAGUAAAAUGUGGGCUAGACAAAACUACGGUUAGGUGGAUCUGUAAUUGGCUAAGCGAACGAACCCAAAGGGUGCUCACCAAUGCGUCGUCUUCAUCAUGGAAAGAAGUGACAAGUGGAGUGCCGCAGGGCUCCGUCUGGGCCCAGUUCUGUUCAACAUCUUUAUUAACGACUUAGACGAAGGGUUAGAAGGCACAAUCAUCAAGUUUGCAGACGACACAAAACUGGGAGGGAUAGCUAACACUCCAGAAGACAGGAGCAGAAUUCAAAACGAUCUUGACAGACUAGAGAGAUGGGCCGAAACUAACAAAAUGAAGUUCAACAGGGAUAAAUGCAAGAUACUUCAUUUCGGCAGAAAAAAAUGGAAUGCAAAGAUACAGAAUGGGGGAUGCCUGGCUUGACAGCAGUGUGUGCGAAAAAGACCUUGGAGUCCUCGUGGACAACAAGUUAAACAUGAGCCAGCAAUGUGAUGCGGCUGCUAAAAAAGCCAAUGGGAUUCUGUCCUGCAUCAAUAGGGGAAUAGCGUCUAGAUCCAGGGAAGUUAUGCUCCCCCUCUAUUCUGCCUUUGUGGUCAGACCACACCUGGAAUACUGUGUCCAAUUCUGGGCACCACAGUUGAAGGGAGAUGUUGACAAGCUGGAAUGUGUCCAGAGGAGGGCAACUAAAAUAAUCAAAGGUCUGGAGAACAAGCCCCAUGAGGAGAGGCUUAAAGAACUGGGCAUGUUUAGCCUGCAGAAGAGAAGGCUGAGAGGAGACAUGAUAGCCAUGUACAAAUAUGUGAAGGGAAGUCCUAGGGAGGAGGGAGCAAGCUUGUUUUCUGCUGCCCUGGAGACUAGGACGCGGAACAAUGGCUUCAAACUACAGGAAAGGAGAUUCCACUUGAACAUUAGGAAGAACUUCCUCACUGUGAGAAGGGCUGUUCGGCAGUGGAACUCUCUCCCCCAGACUGUGGUGGAGGCUCCUUCUUUGGAAGCUUUUAAACAGAGGCUGAAUGGCCAUCUGUCGGGGGUGCUUUGAAUGCGAUUUCCUGCUUCUUGGCAGAAUGGGGUUGGCCUGGAUGGCCCAUGAGGUCUCUUCCAACUCUACUAUUCUAUGAUUCUAUGAGGCCCUCCUCUCGGUCUGCCACUGUCUCAAGUAGGGUUGGUGGGGACGAGAGCGAGAGAGAGACUGCGAUGGGGGGGGGGCUUCCUUCUCGGUGGUGGCCCCGUGGCUUUGGAAUGCCCUCCUGAAGGAGAUCAGGUUCCCCCUUCUCUUCAAGCUUUCUGGGCACAACUGAAAACACGGUUUUUUGAACAAGCCUUUGAACCAGGAUUAGCACCUUCCUCACUCAACCUGAGGCCUUAGGGAUUGAUUCUGUUAGUACUUUAUGGACUGAGACAGUUCACAGCCUGUUGUACCCGCAGCUUUGCUGCAGUGUUGAAUUUUAAUCGGUUGGGUUGUAUGUUAUUCAAUGGAAUUAUUGUUUUGUGGAAUUAUUGAUUGUUAUUGCUUUAUUUGUUAUGUCUUUUGCUGCGUCUUGUGUGUUCUGCACAAUUGUGUGCUUUUGUGAGCCACUCCGAGUCCCUUCGGGGAGAUGGUGGUGUUAUGAAUAACUUCGCAAUAAUGAAUAACUUCUCAACUUCUCUCUAGGUGCCAAUCUUGUGGAACUCAAUUUUGAUUAAAAAGAAAAAGGUAACACUCACGUGUCUGUAUCACAGUCAAUCAUACACAUAACUGUCAACAUGGAGGAGAAACCCUUUACAUGUCUUGAGUGUGGAAAGAGCUUCAGUUGGAGGAGCAAUCUGCUACGACAUGAAAAGACUCACACUGGGGAGAAACCCUUUGAAUGCCUGGAGUGUGGACAGAGCUUCACUCAUCGUUCAGGCCUACGUCAACAUCAAAGGACUCACACUGGGGAGAAACCCUAUAAAUGCCUGGAGUGUGGACAGAGCUUCACUCAAAGUUCAGGUCUACGUAAACAUCAAAGGACUCACACUGGGGAGAAACCCUAUACAUGUCUGGAGUGUGGACAGACCUUCACUCGUAGUUCAGGCCUACGUUCACAUCAAAGAACUCACACUGGGGAGAAACCCUAUAAAUGCUUGGAGUGUGGACAGAGCUUCACUGAUCGUUCAGGCCUACGUAGACAUCAAAGGACUCACACUGGGGAGAAACUCUAUACAUGUCUUGAGUGUGGGCAGAGCUUCACUCAUAGUUCAAGCCUACGUUCACAUCAAAGGACUCACACUAGGGAGAAACCCUAUAAAUGCCUGGAGUGCGGACAGAGCUUCACUCAUAGUUCAGAUCUACGUAAACAUCAAAGGACUCACACUGGGGAGAAACCCUAUAAAUGUCUGGAGUGUGGACAGAGCUUCACUCGUAGUUCAGUUCUGCGUUCACAUGAAAGGACCCACACUGGGGAGAAACCCUAUAAAUGCCUGGAGUGUGGACAGAGCUUCACUCGUAGUUCAGGCCUACGUUCCCAUCAAAGGACUCACACUGGGGAGAAACCCUAUAAAUGCCUGGAGUGUGGACAGAGCUUCACUCGUAGUUCAAGCCUACGUUCCCAUCAAAGGACUCACACUGGGGAGAAACCUUAUAAAUGCCUGGAGUGUGGACAGAGCUUCACUUAUAGUUCAAAUCUACGUAAACAUCAAAGGACUCACACUGGGGAGAAACCAUAUACAUGCCUUUAGUGUGGACAGAUCUUCACUCAGGAACCACGUCUACAUACACAUCAAAGGAUGCACACUGGGAGAAACCUUAUACAUGCCUGGAGUGUUGAAAAGCCUUCACUUACAAUGUAAAUCUACGUUCACAUCACAGGACUUUCCAUGACAACAAUAGGGGCAUAUGUCAAGUGUCAGAUUUAUGAAUGAGAAUAAGUGCUACCAAAGGCAGAAGUGUGCUUGUAUAGGAUUGUCUACAUGGAGUAGAAUCAUACGGUAUAAAAAAAAACAAUGAAUAGAGAGUAUGAAGUUUAUAGAAAUAGAUCCAUUCUUGUCUAUUUUUUGUUUGUUGGUGUAGUUUGUGUCUAUGUAGGUAUGUGUUUUGUUGAUAUUUGUUUCUAAUUUAGCUUUGUUCUUUGUUGUAGUAGCUAGUUAGUUAGCCACAUAAGUUUAGCAUCAUACAUUAUAUAAUUUCUCUUUUAUGCAAUAUUAUUGUUUUUACUUAAAAAUAUUUUCUAAAAGGUGGCAAAUUUAGAUAGGUUAAAAAUUCUGAGACUGGAGUGGCAGAUAGAUGUGAUUUUAGACCAUGUGGAGUUUACUGCCCAAUUUAUUUUGCCUUUAAGGUUGGCCGCAUAGCUCUGGAGUUGAUUGUUAUCCUGUCAGUGAUGCAGAAAGGAGACAUCCCCAGAACUUCUGCCUGCCAGCCGGGAUUAUAUAAAUCCUCCUCUGCCUAUCUCACAUGAAUUAUCCCGUUCUCAAUUUGUGCUGGCUUAGCAAUAAAUUGAGUAGCAACCCUUCAGUUGAGCUCGCCAGCACAGCUACUCGGCUUUAUUUACACAAGCAUAUAUCCCAGGGUUGUUCACACAGCUGACUAUGGUAGUGAAAUACAGUAACACCCCAAAUCCACAAACGGGGUUUAUUGGGCCUACUAUAAAGGCACCAAAAUAUACCCUGCAAGAUUUCAAAGUUCCGUUGGCUUUUCUAUUAGGCAAAGACAUUAGAAGUCAUACAGCAAAAGGAGAAGAAUAAGGCCAUUGUGAGUGUGACAGGCCCACAGUUUGUCAAGGUGUUGGCUUUGUUAAUGUCAGGCAAGGUAUUAUUUUUCCUCAUUUGGGCUUAGUGAGACAGAGGCAUAAGAUCCGGGCAAUGAAAAGGGAGCUUGAGAGCCAUGCUGCUUCUGCCCUGGAUGAGGUAGUCGAGAAUAGCUUGAUCUCAACCACUAAACAUCCGAGCCUUUCAAGCGUUAUUCGUGGAUUUGUUAAUGCUAAUUAAUUAGGGAGAGAAGUUUCCCCUGGCCUGCUUCUAAAGCUGAGAGAGUGUGACUGGGACAAGGUCAGGUCAGAGAUUCUGUAGCUGAGCAGGGAUUUAAACGCUGGUCUCCAGAGUCAAUAGUCAAAGUGCUGCAUCAUGCUGGUGUGAAGACGGUAAUGGCCACGAGAGAGAAGGGUCUUACAGUUGGAUGGACUCGGUCAAAGGCGCUUUGGCCGCUGCCUUGGCUUUGCAAAGCCUGAGCAGGACGGGAGGAUACAGUGGCCUGGAGGCCUCUCCUUUGUGAGAUCACCACAAGUUCAUCUGAUGGCUGUCAGUGAAGCAUCAACUAUGGCGCUGGAUAAUCAUCAGCAUAGAAUAAAGACGAGGAACUACCCUCCGGAAACUUACAUUGGUAAGCAUUUAAAGUGGAUGAAAACUUGUUGAUAAUAAGUUUUGAUAUUACUUGAAACUGUUUUGGACUCUGGAGAUGACCAUGUUAUUGCUAAGUUGUAUAAACUUUUGUUGAAACAUGAAAUGGAGGAGGUGAAAGAUUGUGUGGUAAAGUGGGCACAACAUUUUGGUAAACAAAUACAAAGGGAACAAUGGGAAAGGGUCUGGACAAAGAGUGUGGAAUUUACACUUGAGUAAAAAUACUUUUUAUAACAUGAUGCAUAGAUGAUACCUGACACUAGAAAGGAUGGCGAAGAUCUGUAACAACAGUUCUAGAUUGUUGGAAAAGUGGGGGAAAGGUGGGCACCUUUUAUCAUGUGUGGUGGUCAGGUAAAAAGGCCCAGAAAUACUGGGCACAAAUACAUAUGAUUUUAGAAGAAAUGGUUAAAGUCGAAUCUGAAAUGACACCUGAACUCUUAUCUGCUUGGGAUGUGAGAUGAACAACUUAAUAGGAAAUGUGGGAGGAGAUUGCUAUAGGUGAGGACGGCAACAAGAAUGACCUCCACUUAAAGAUGGAAAGACUCAGAAAAUGAUUGGCUGACGAAAAUGUGAUUCUGUCAGAAAAUGAUUGGCUUAUGAAAAUGUGAUUCUGUCAGAAAAUGAUUGGCUUACGAAAAUGUGAUUCUGUCAGAAAAUGAUUGGCUUACGAAAACAAGUGUGUUUGUGGGAAUGAAGAGGCUUACUCAUUGACUGAGGAGAAAUCUCUCACUUAAGAAAGACCGGGGCCCAUUGAUUGUGUUCCUCCAAAUCUCCAUCACUGUCUGUUUGUCUGGGACUAGAAGUGUGUUAUACAUAGAAGUGUGUUUCUCGUUAUACUAUACGAGAAAGGACGUACCAAGGGUUGCUUUUCCCUAAACGGGUGUAGAAAACAGAGAGAAUUUAACAACCAGACAGAUAAUGCCAGGUCCUUACAUUAGAUAAUGUAGAUUGUAGUUAUGUAGUAAUUGGGUUUUUUUUAUAUAUAGGAUAAAGUAGUAUUAUUCUAGAAACAGCAUUUUUAAUCUCUUGUUGAUGAUGAUGUUGUUUUGUUUUUGUAUAUCUAAAUAAAGAAAUGAAUCAAA
This is a messenger RNA of Anolis carolinensis (green anole), 10631 nucleotides long. RefSeq names its product zinc finger and SCAN domain-containing protein 2-like. The record is from RefSeq and is a predicted model, not a curated record. Gene Ontology annotation, cellular component: nucleus. NCBI's taxonomy places the organism in Eukaryota, Metazoa, Chordata, Lepidosauria, Squamata, Anolidae. The transcript is spliced from 2 exons. Gene Ontology annotation, molecular function: RNA polymerase II transcription regulatory region sequence-specific DNA binding; DNA-binding transcription factor activity, RNA polymerase II-specific. Bases 6943 to 7896 code for a protein of 317 amino acids. Gene Ontology annotation, biological process: urogenital system development; embryo development; regulation of transcription by RNA polymerase II.